AUGAAGGAGUUGGUGAGUUUUAUUUCAUUGCUUUUUAAGAGACCAGUUUCAUGGGUGUCUCUUUUUGCUCCACCACUUCUUCACAUUAUAGGACUCGGCUUACCACAAAUCCUCCUUACCUCAGCUGCUUUGUUCUUCUCUUCUUUCUUCUUCACUCUCCCUAUCCCAAAACCAAACACCCUAUUAGACUCAAAGGUUCAAGAUCAAGAUCUUGGUCAACAAGACUCUUUAGGUUACAUCGAUAAUGAGGAGGAAAGCUUCAUAGAGCUCUCCUUACCAAGUGGUAACUACGUUGGCCAUCAUUACAAUACUAUGAAUGGACAACAAGAUUGUGCCAUCAACAACAAGAACCAGAUUUGUCUCUCCAACAACCUCCAAGAUUUCAGGCUUAUCCAACUGUUAGCUGAGUUUGAAGACGAUAAUCUCAUUGAAAUCGACAUUUCCAUUGGAUCCAUCAAGUGUUCCACGUUCCAGAUCCAAGGUUGA
This is a messenger RNA of Arabis nemorensis, 486 nucleotides long. The record is from the annotation of a GenBank genome assembly. Lineage: Eukaryota; Viridiplantae; Streptophyta; Magnoliopsida; Brassicales; Brassicaceae.